This is a messenger RNA of Acanthamoeba castellanii str. Neff, 966 nucleotides long. RefSeq names its product glycosyltransferase, group 1 domain containing protein. Bases 1 to 966 code for a protein of 321 amino acids. NCBI's taxonomy places the organism in Eukaryota, Discosea, Longamoebia, Acanthamoebidae. The transcript has 7 exons. The record is from RefSeq and is a predicted model, not a curated record.
AUGUCAGAGAUAUGGGUGCCCACCGACUUCCAUGCUUCGUCAUUUGCCAAGAGCGGCGUCAAUCCCGACAAGCUGGUGGUCAUUCCCGAGUCGGUGGACGUAGACGCCUUCAAUCCCGACACAUCGCUGCCUCUCGAACGCCUGCCCGGUUAUCCCGAGACUCAGGACCACUUCAAGUUCCUCUCCAUCUUCAAGUGGGAGGCGAGAAAGGGGUGGGACAUCCUCGCGCGGGCCUUCUACGAGGAGUUCACCCAGCAGGACAACGUCACCCUCUACCUGCUCACCAACGCAUUCCAUCCCGAAAAAGGGCUCAAUUUCACCGACGAGGUGAGGAAGAUCGGCGUACAGGUGUGCGAGGCUGCGGGUCGUCACAUUGACUCGCUCCCGGGGCUGAUCAUGAUCGAUACCCAUGUCCCGCAGACGGACCUGCCUCGGCUCUACAAGUCCGUGCAGGCUUUCGUGCUGCCCACGCGCGGCGAAGGAUGGGGUCGCCCAAUUGCCGAAGCGAUGAGCAUGGGCCUUCCGACAAUCGCCACGGCCUGGUCUGGACCAACGCAAUUCAUGAAUGAAACCAAUUCCUACCCGCUGCCCAUCGAAGGCCUCACCAUGAUCGAGCAGCCGCCGUGGAAGGGUCACUACUGGGCGGAACCCAACCGGGCCGAGCUGCGCAGGCUGAUGAGGGAGGUAGUGAGCAACCCCGAGGCCGCACGCGAGCGUGGCGCCAACGCGCGGGCCGACGCUCUUCACCGCUGGAGCCCAUCAUGCGGGCUCACCUGCGACCAGCAACAAGUCCAUAACGCGCGCGAGGGAUUGGUGCGAGAAAAGGAAAGGAGUGGUGGGUGGAAAGAGAGUCCUGACGGUUCAGCUUCUUGCCACACCACCCUCAGCACCACCAAGAAAACCCUUCACGACCCUUAUCUUACCUCGAACCAAGCAUGCAGAAGGCCAAGGUUUACGCCGUGGUAG